This is a messenger RNA of Coturnix japonica (Japanese quail), 9890 nucleotides long. RefSeq names its product kelch like family member 40 (gene KLHL40). The record is from RefSeq and is a predicted model, not a curated record. NCBI's taxonomy places the organism in Eukaryota, Metazoa, Chordata, Aves, Galliformes, Phasianidae. Gene Ontology annotation, cellular component: A band; I band. Gene Ontology annotation, biological process: skeletal muscle fiber development; negative regulation of proteasomal ubiquitin-dependent protein catabolic process; negative regulation of protein ubiquitination. Gene Ontology annotation, molecular function: protein binding.
UGCUGUAAAACUGUUGUCUGUGUGGAUUUAGAGGUAGAAGUCAUGUGGGUUUUCUUUUUGGGAGCCUGGCCACAGAUGUUGGAAGGGCAGUAAGGUGUUGUGUUGGUUGCACCUCCAGUCACAUCCAUAGAACCCCUUCAGCUGCCAAGCACAUCUUUUUGAAACAGAGGUCUGCUGCUGGACCUUUGGUAGGUGCCACUCAGCUGUGAUAUGUUGUGCCCUCUCCUAGUGUAAAAUCCAGUUUUGCUCCCCUAUGCAGGUGUCUGCAGACAGCUGGAACCUCCCUGAGCUGCAGGGUCCAAGGGCUCUAUCCUUGUGGGCAGCCCCAUGUGCACAGGAAGGGAAACAGAGUCACCACCUCCCAGUGUUGGAGAAGAUGACUCACAUGGCAAAGCCAAUGACUCUGCACUGCCCUCCCAGCCUGGAGAGUCUGGGAGAGAAAAUAACCCAUUCACUAAGGAUCUAAAUUUACUCAGCAGCUACAUCUAAUGGAGCUGUCAGAGCUAAUCUUAGGCACUGGUAGAGCUGUUACAGAACAGCUCGUGGGAGAACUUUGCCCACCUUUGCCUGAAGGUAUCCCCUUGGUUAUCACUGCUGUUAGAAGCCCAAAGGGAUCCUAUGUGCCAGGAGCACCAAAGCACUGCUAUUACAGCCACAUCUCAUUGCUCAGCCUUAUGUAGAAGACCCUCAGCUUCAGCAUAUACCACUGGGGAAAGUAUCCAACCUUGUUAUUGCCUGGCUGUGAUAGCAAGGAAGGCAAUUUUUACUACAACUACAAAUCCAGAUGAGUAGUUCAACUCUAGGCACCUUUUUCAACCUGACACAGCUAUAAUUCUUGCAUUCACCUUUCUUGCUCUAAAAAUCUGUACGGGAGAGAACAACCCCCCUACAUUUCAUCCCCUUAGGAUGAUUUACAUACAUUUUUACUCACCCUCAUCCUGAGUGGGGUGACUGUUGCCCACUUGGAGACAACUGACUUAGUCCAUUGGUCACUGGGUGCCACUCAUUCAUUGUAGUUCCAUUAGACUAGGGUCAGCUGGCUGAGAGCUACUCAUAACUGCCCAGCUCACAGGUGUGAGUGCUGCCACAGGCCUUCAUGAGGAUGGCAUCAAUCUUUGCCAGGGGUGGGAGGCACUGGGAACACAUAAGGAUAUCUAGGAUGAAUUCAUGAUUUAAGUGAAUGGGGAAAGAUGGACCUCAGUGGAGUCCUCUCACCUCAGGCAACUGUCCAACUUGGAAUCAACUCCCAAAAGCGAAUCAACUCUCUGUGGCCAUAGGGAGCCUCAAGAACAGUUCCAGGGUGGGAGAGACAAACCUUUGAUGGUUAAUCCAGGUCUUCUUUCACCAAACUCUGGAAUGGGCUGACUUAAUUACAGAGCAAAAUGAAGGCUGGUAAAGGCCAUCUCUGCCACAUGGAUUCAAAAAUAGGGAUGCUCCACACUUGGACAGGAGGUCUGAGUCUGGUUUCCCUGCCAAAGCAGGGAAUGAUGGUGAAAGCAAUCAAAAUCCAACUCUCAGAUGACAGCAGACCUUGUCCUGAAGUAGUCAUCCCAUCCCAGGGAUUUCCAUCUCCCUGAAUGGUGGCAAACUGAUGACUUCUGCUGCCAGAGAAGCCUAUGGCAGGGUGAAAUCUGAAGGGGAGAAAAAGCCCAUCUACAGUCAGUGCAAACUCUAACCAACUGCUUUUGAGCCCUGUUUGCUUGGAGAUAUCUCUGUUUUCCAUCAGUCCAUCAUCAAUCUCUAAAGUGAUGAGACUCGCACACAAAGGUGGGUCAGAAGAUUCCUGCACUCACGGAGCCAUUGCUGCUGAUGGCAUUGAGCCCAUCACUUAUCUCCUGCCCUUGCCAGUGUGGGUUAUUUACCUGAGCCAGAGCCAGUGCCUCUUUCCAAUCACCCACAUAGGCAAGAGACUAACAUUAGUUUGUAUUUUCUAUAGGGGCUGCCAUGUCGGGUAGAUCUCACUGCAUUUAGUGCUAUUACCUUAUGAUGAGCAGUGAGAGCAUCUCGUGAUGUGAGGAACACGGAAGGAAAUCUGGGAUGGCAGCACCCACUGAGCAGCAUGGUGAGAAGGAAAAUAAAUCAGGGCUCAGGGAAGAUUAAAGGCAGGGCACGAUAAUUAUAAACAACAGUGUGACCACAUUGGAAAAGUGGAACAAUAAUGCAGAAGGAAGGAAGGGGAAGGAUGGGUCAGUCCAGUCCCAGGAAUCUGUGAGUAAAUGAAUAUUGCUGAUGGAUGAGCCAGCUGAAAGAUCAGUGCUCAUCCUCCGGUCCUGUCUCUGAACUGAUGAUGUGAGCUGAAAUCAGCACAUGAUUAUAGCCCUGCUAUAUUACUGCCUGGGAUGCUGCUGGAACAUCACCAGUACGGCUUUAUCUAGUGCCAUCCCCUCCCUCAUUACUCAGAUAACCAUCAUGUCACAAAGCAUACUUAUCAACACACACAUGCCAGAGCAAGGGGUUAUGUGGCUUUAAAUACACUAAGAAGAGUGCGGCUAAUGGCUUUGCAUAGAUCUAAUUAAUUUGUUAAUUAAAUCUGUGCCAUCUCUGAGUGUCAGAAAGCCCAAAGGGUCUAUAAUAACGGAGAUAAAACAGACUCCUGUAGAAGUUUUACCAUAAUUAUAAACAAUCAUAGUUACUCUGCUCACCUAGGUCUGCCCAAACCAAUUUGCUUCCUUGAGAGCUCUGUGGGAACAGCUGGACCUGGAGCAUCCAGCUGAGGCCCCAUGAGGCUCUACAAUGUCCAUGGACAUCCAAGCAGGAUGCAGGACCUGGCAGAGCCCUUGGCUCUUCUGCAUUGCACACUGAAGGCUGGCCAGGUUGUCCCACUUUGUCUCUAGGCUUCAGCUUGGGGGUUGAAUCCCAGCAGACCUCAGCAGACCCCCAAACUCACAAGUAAAUACCUGCUUUCAGGUGUCUCGGUCAGUGAGAUGAAGCUCACUGUUGGGGUCUCUGAAGUUAGUUCUGCCUCAGAUGUUUGUGCUUCAUUCCCCAUCCCCUUCCAGACCCUUGAAAACUGACUCCAGAGGAGAAGAAAGGACAAACCUGCACAGCCCUGGGGAUGAGCUGGACUCAGGGAUGCCACAACACAUGGACUUCCCCUUCUUGCAUCUUUCCAUCUUUGAUUCACGGCCUGUUUUUAGCACCACAAAAGAUUUAGCAGUUUGGGAACGUUCUGUUUAGCAGCAUCAGAGGUCUCAUCCCUGCCAUCCAUGUCCCAAAAGGCAGAUUACGGUGGUUGAUUCAUCUGGAGGACAUUUCCCAAGUGUGGUGGAGGUGUCAUAGGGUUGCACACGUCCUUCCAUCAGAGGACGUGGUGACUCAUCGGCUCAAAGAUGGUUCCUGAAGCAUCGAGGCUGAAGUACAGCUGUUCCUCCAGUCCCCUCCCUUCCCCCCUUGCCCAGUGUGUCAUAUUAAAGGGUGAUCGGUUUACACAUGCUCCAAUAUGGAUUCCUUAAGCUUUGUAACGUAGUGGCUAUAUAUAAAGCCCUGCGCUGGAAGCUGAAGUACACAGACAGCUGCGAUAGUAGCGAGCAUUUCACAUUCCCAGAGUGCUGACGGGCUGGAAGCAAGGGAGACCUGCGAGCCCUGCUUUGAGAAAGUUUCCUUACCAAAGGCACACAUAAAGAUAUAUUCAUAAACAGAUUCAAAAGAAAGCUUAGGAAAAAAUAGGAGUUCUUACUCUCCACCAUGGGUUUGCCUUUUGAUCAAGUGGAAGAACUGCGUCUCUACCAGCAAACCCUCCUCCAGGAUGGACUGAAAGACAUGUUGGACCACAAUAAGUUUCUGGACUGUGUCUUGAAAGUCAAGGGAAAGGAGUUUCCCUGCCAUCGGCUGGUGCUGGCAGCUUGCAGCCCCUAUUUCCGGGCAAUGUUCCUCUCAGACAUGGAAGAGAGCAAGAAGAGGGAGGUCAGCUUGGAAGAUGUCGAUCCAGAUGUCAUGGGCAAGAUCCUCCAUUACAUCUACACCUCCGAGCUGGAGAUCACAGAGCAGAAUGUUCAGGACAUCUUCUCUGUGGCCAACAUGUUCCAGAUCCCCUCCAUCUUCACUGUCUGUGUGUCUUUCUUGCAGAAGCGCCUUUGUCUCAGCAACUGCUUGGCUAUCUUCAGGCUGGGCUUGAUGCUGGAUUGUGCCCGGCUGGCUGUGGCAGCUCGGGAUUUCAUCUGUGAUCGCUUUGCACUGGUCUCCCGUGAUGAGGAAUUCUACCAGCUCUCACCCGACGAGCUCAUCGCCAUCAUCUCCAAUGACUCCCUCAACACUGAGAAGGAGGAAAAUGUCUUUGAAGUGGUGAUGAAGUGGGUGGGCACCAAGGACCAGGAGAGCCGGCAGAAGGCCCUGCCUGUUGUCUUUGAAAGCAUCCGCUUCCGCCUCAUGCCCAAGGACUACAUCAAGGACCACGUGGAGAAGCAGGCUGUGGUGAAGUCCAACCCAGAGCUGCUCAAGAAACUGCAGAUGGUGAAGGAUGCCCAGCAAGGCAAAUUCACCGUGGUGAAGAAGAAGAAAGUGAAGAAAAGCGAUGAAAAGCAAGCAAAAGGCAACGUUGUCAAUGGAGCAGUGGAUGAGGAGGAAGAUGCAGAGGAAGAGGCACUCCCAGGGAUCUUAAAUGACACAAUGCGCUUUGGGAUGUUCCUCCAGGACCUCAUUUUCAUGGUGAGCGACAGUGGAGCAGUGGCCUACGACCCCACUGCCAACGAGUGCUAUUUUGCCUCCCUGUCUGCUCAAAUCCCAAAGAACCACGUCAGUCUGGUGACCAAAGAGAAUCAGAUCUUCAUUGUUGGAGGACUGUACUACAAUGAGGACAACAAAGAGGAUCCCAUGAGUUCCUACUUCCUACAGUAUGACCAUCUGGACUCAGACUGGCUGGGGAUGCCCCCCUUGCCCUCCCCACGCUGCCUCUUUGGCCUGGGAGAGGCAGAAAACUCCAUUUUUGUGGUUGGAGGGAAAGAGCUGAAAGAGGGAGAGAAGACCUUGGAUUCAGUGCUGUGCUACGACCGCCUGUCCUUCAAGUGGGGUGAAGCUGAUUCCCUUCCCUAUGCAGUCUAUGGUCAUGCAGUGGUAUCACACAAGGACCUCGUCUAUGUCAUCGGAGGCAAAGGAAGUGACAAGAAGUGCCUGAAGAAAAUGUGUGUCUACAACCCAAAUAAGUUUGAGUGGAAGGAGCUGGCUCCCAUGAAAACUGCUCGAUCCUUGUUUGGAGCCACUGUGCAUAAAGACAAAAUCUAUGUGGCAGCUGGUGUGACUGACUCUGGUUUGACCAACUCAGUGGAAGUGUAUGACAUUGCCGCCAACAAGUGGGACACCUUCCCUGAGUUCCCACAGGAGCGCAGCUCGGUCAGCCUGGUGAGCCUGUCUGGGGUGCUCUACCUGCUUGGAGGGUUUGCCACGGUGGAGACGGAGUCUGGGGAGCUGGUGCCAACAGAGCUGAACGACGUCUGGAGAUACGAUGAAGAGCAGAAGAAGUGGGAAGGGGUCCUCCGUGAGAUCCAAUACGCCUCUGGUGCCACUUUCCUUCCCGUGCGCCUCAAUGUUUUGCGGCUGACGAAGAUGUAGCACCAUUUCCUUUCUUCAGUGGGCAGGGAGGGACAGGGAGCAGUAGGAGAUGCUGUUUCUCUAUAUACUGUGUAGGACAUUGUGUCUGUGAUUGGUACCAUUUCACUGAGACAAAUGGGAGAGGGGGAAAAUUAACUUGAAGCCUUAAAUUUGCUGGGGCUCACACGGUAACUAAAAAAGGACUUUAGAGCAUGUGAGGAGCUGGGGAAGACUAACAGACAUGGAGCAAUACGCUAAUCCAGUCUCAGCUGGCAGAACAAAGAGAUUCUACUCUUGUUCCACUUCUUUCUCUUAGUUUUUUCCAGUCUUCUCCAGCCAUCAGUGGAGGUAGAAGAGGGUUCUGAAGGCAUUAAGCUGAUGUUUCUCCAGACAAAAGGGUCUCUGAUAUGUUUCUUCACCUAAGGUAGCUGCAGGUGUGGUGCUACAAAUCACUUCAGAGGGAAAAGGGAGGUGGUGCAGGUCAGAUCUGGGGGACUCUGAGAGUUCCCACGUGGUGAAGGUCAUUGGGAUGAGACAGUUAAAAGAAAACAGGCAUGUUGGCAGUGGGGGCAAAAAUUCCUUCAACACUGCAAUGAACAGGAAAAAAAAUAGUUAUUCACCUCCAUCCUGACUUUGCACUGAAGGGAUGCAAGGAGGUGAGGGCUGCAAGAGGGGCUAUGGGUGUGACGCUCAUCUCCAUCCCCUAGAGCUCCUCGUGGUCUAUCACAGAUUACAAUGUCCUCAUGUAUCAAGGGACAAGUGCUUUUCUUCAGGGAAAGGUUUUUUAUUUAUGCUUUCAUUUUUAUUGUCACAAACUUUUUUUUCUUUUUUUUUUUAAAGCACUGUUUUAAUUUGCAGAAUUCUUGGAGAUCUCAGCAGCGUUUGGCUCAAAGAGAGCUUCCUGCUGAGUCAAAACGCACUGUGUUCUGUUUUGUUUUUGUUUUUUUUUUAAGUGAUCAUGAUGAUUUUUUGUUAGAAACACGACUGUGCCAGCAGCAGGACAGAGAUGUGUAGUUAGACCAGAAAUCUAACGAUGAUGUCCAUGCUGUAUGACCAGCAAUUCACUUCAGAAUAAAUCUUGAAAAUAUUUAUCCCCAAAUUUCCUUUCUCUGAAUGUUGAUGGAGCUGUAAAUGGAUGCCCACAGCAACCGCAUGCAAGGGCUGAGCAAAAGCUGUGAUGAAUGCAUGGAGAAAUCCAGCCCCAUGGGGAGCCCCAGCUUCUACAGUUCUGAUUUUUCCCCAUUUCAGAGCAGAACCUUUAGUGUUCAUGUCCUAAAAGCUUUUCUCAGUAGACAUGAGGACUAGAAACUUGUCUAGGAAGAGAAAUACCAGCUGGAUGCCUCCAUCAUCACACGGUGCAACAAACAGGGUUGAUGGUAAUGAAGAAGAACAAAUACAGAUCUUGUAAAUAAAUGCCCUCAAAGCAGCACGAACACUGAUAUCAGAAGUCUGGCUGAUUUGACUAGAUUAAAAUGCUGUCUUGAGAAGCUAAAAUGAGUUUGGAAGUAAAGACAAUUUUCCAUGAGUAAAGGAGCCAGAGACUCGUUCUGCCUUCAUUGUAAGGAGAUUUUCUAAGAAGAGUUAUGGGAUAAUCUCCUUAGAAGAUGAUUAUGUCAGAAGAGCAAUGAAACAUUUUCACAAGAAAAAUAAAUCCGAAGUGACUGGCUGGCAUCUGAUAGCAUUAAAAAGGAGGGGGAAAAGGAAACCAACUAAAAUGUUCAAAAUAACCAAACAUGAAAAAAAACCUGUGGCCAAAUAAAUGAAUAAAAAAAUGGUCACCCUCCAUCCAGUUCUGGAGAAAUUCCCAUGGAAGAGUCCCAAAGUAAUACAGUGACUUGUUGCAGAAGUGGAAAGUGGUCCUGAGAGAGGGUUCUUCCCCAUGGAGGUUCAGCUGCUCCUGGGGGAAAUGUGGGCCCUUUGAAGCCAGUGGUGUGGCCCUUUGCAGUCAAUGGGAGCACUGUUGUGUCUCAGUAAUUAGUGGUCCCUCGAUAAUGGCUUGAGAAGCAGUGAUUAAGCCCAGCCAGCAUCCUGGUCUGCAUCCUCAGCUGCUCACCUUGCACUGUCUGUUGGGAGUUUGGUUAAUAGGAGCUGAGCACUCCCAUGUUGUUCACAUCCAUUAAAUGCUUUAGGAGGUAACACCCUUAGAACAGAGCAAGAGAAGAUAAAAUGGCAAUUUGAAAUCUCCCAUCAUGUCAGCAAAAAAGGGCCAACACCAGCCAGAGCUCUUCCAAGGAAGGCAGCGCAGUUGCACAUGGCCAAGCAAAAUUCUGGCUAAGAGACCAUCCAACAUCUCUUGUUGAGAGGCUGUUACAGCCCAAAGACAAUCCUCAGUAAGAAAUGCCAGCAGGAUUACCCAGGGAGGCACCACUCCUUGCUGUUCCUCAGCAUCUUCCUUGCUGAGUUGCACACAACUCCAACAGGACACAUCCCCUGUGGAUAUCUUCUCCAGCAAUGCUAGUUGAAAGGUUACAUCCCAAGGGUCAGAAGAAUCAGCUCUUCUUCCAUUAACUUCCCAGUAUUGGUCCUCAGCUCCAUGUCAAAUCAAUAAAGAUGCUGCGUGCUUUUGGAUGGGCUCUUUGGUUUCUCAGUUCCCUUCAGAGGUGCCUGGAGAGCCUUGUCCCAUAGUUCACUCAAAUGUAAUGCCUGCAGUAGGACCCUGGAGCUCAGUCAUUACCUCUCUCCAGCACCUCAGGGUCGUAAGCAUCCAGCCCUUUCCUCUCCCCACUCAUCACUCUUCCCUGACAAGGUAUUUUCUUAUUGGUCCCACAACAGCCUGUCUGUCUCAUGAAGACACACAACUCCUACCAAACCCAACACAAAGUCCACACAUGUGAUGCAAGAGCAGCCGUGAGAGCAUGCCAUAGAAACAAAGAAAGGGGUAGAGCUCUACGUUUUCUUUUAUAAAAGACAAAUUGUUUAUUGAUUCAGUCCUUCCACUUGCAACCUCUUUGGUAACAGUCGUAACACUUCUAGACCGGGAGAACGCAGUGGAAAGGCCCAGUUCUGUCCUCUCACCACUUUCAGGAAGCCCUGAACGUGCCUUGGUGAGAGGCCAAAAGCAGGUUUCAAAGCUUGGCCAGGGACCUGGCCUCUAUGGACCCCCCAGAACAGCCCACCAUGGCUCGUCGUGCUCGUGGGCAGCCCAGAGAGCAGCUCCAGCACCUAAGGGCAGAUGACAGCUUAGGAUGGCGAUGCAUGCUGGGGUCAUGGUGCCAAGGCUGGCUAUGAGCUGUGCUUGGAAGGAAGCAUUGACGCACCUCUUGGGACUUCCCAGACAUCAGCCAAUGGGGCCAACAAGAAGGCAAGACUUGCCCCUGGUGGCCUCACAAUGAUGGGCUGAACCAUCAGUGUUGGCCUCCCCCUCAUCACACCAUCCCAAAGAGAGUAACUGCUGUACUUGGCGUUAGAGAUAAACGUAUACUGAUUACACAUGGUCAUAAAAAAAAAGUAAUAAUAAUAAUAAUAAUAAUAAUACAUUUCCUAGAACAUUACUUAAGACGCUUCUGAAAUGCAUCCAAGCUCCCCCUCCCCUCCCUGUCUUCCCUUAUCUAUACAGAAUAAAGUGCUUCGUUUAGUUUGUUCACACUAGUAGAGCCACCGAUACACUCUUAAGUUGGCAUGUUCGGGCAACUGAUACCGAAUGUCAUAAAAUAAUACAGAGCCGAACACCAGGCAUGAGAAACGAGUUCUGAGGCAAGUGCUUGGGGUUUCACUCGUUUCCUUCAAGUUCCAUGCGACUGAGGUUGUUCUUAUUUCUGUUUUUGUUUUUUUGCUUUUUUCCUGUUCUUUGAAGAAGUUCUUUCUUUCUAAGUUCAACCCAACUCCAUUGUGGUUGUGUCUCCUCAGGCAGGGAUGCUUGUGGGGAAGCUCUCACUGUCCGUGUGAACCAAGGGCAUCUGUCCAUCUGUCCUUCCCUCUUGACUUCAGGCAAACCAAGAGUUGAAUCAGUGGAGUUGUCUAGCAGCGGAUGCUUGUCUCUAUUGCACUGUCACAGCCGUUCCCACCAUCUGUCAGUCCAUCACCUUCCCAUCGCGCUUGGGUUAUGGCUGUGGUCCGAAGGGCCAGCCACGCCUCAUGGACUUUAUGAGGCUAACUGGCCUGUGCUACCAGGCUCCUGGGAUACAUAAAACAAAAACUACCCUCCCUGCCCAGCUCCCUCCCUCCCCAGAGUUCAACCAAAGGGAAAAUCAAAACCAAACUCCGACAGGUCUGGGGUGCGGGCAGAGCUGUCAGCUUGAACAUCGCCUUGGGGUGUAUUCAUGAGCUGCAUAAUGGGAAUCAAGCUCCUCUCCACCCUUGCAGUCUGUCGAAGAAGGGAUGCGAGAGAUUAAGGUGCAAGAGUUAAAAAUAAAAAAAAAAAAAAAAUA